Cylicocyclus nassatus is the source of this 837-nucleotide messenger RNA. Lineage: Eukaryota; Metazoa; Nematoda; Chromadorea; Rhabditida; Strongylidae. The record is from the annotation of a GenBank genome assembly.
AUGCAAGCGAUGGUCUCUCCCAGGCAAAUUUCUAUAGCACUUGCAACAAUUAUCCCUCUGCUUGUGUCCUCUUUGAAAUGUUUGAUUGGAGAUGAAGGAAUAGAAGAAGUUAUUGGAAUAGAAGAAGUCCCACAUGCUGAACUUCAAAUGUGCGUGUAUGAGACAAAGAAACCGUGUGCUUUCGAAGAACCACCUUUUGAUGAAGAACGAGAAAAGCAAUGGGCUAAUUUUCGUUGGAUUACAUCAAAUGAAAUCGAUAUCACAAAACUUCGAAGAUAUUACAAACGGUGCUAUAACAAGAACCAUAGAGCAAUUUGCUAUUGCAGUACAAACUUAUGCAAUGCAAAUUGGAAACUUAUGAUGAGACGCUGGAACAACACUUACCACGAAAACCUGACAGAAUUUAACUGUGUGCUCGAACAUCUGAAAAAUAAGAAUUAUACACCAUGUGACCCUCCCCCGUUGACCGCAGAGGAAGAUGAGCUACCUUCAUCAUGGAUAACGACAGUUGCGAACACGCAGCCAGUGCCGACGACAAGUACAACUAAGGUAACUACUACAGCGUCACCAACGACUUCGGAAACACCUUCGACUUCGGGAAUACCAACGACUUCGGAAAAAGUCGCUGAAACUCAGGUGUCGACAAAGAGUACAACCAAGGAAACUACUACAGCAUCAUCAACGACUUCGGAAAGACCUUUGACUUCGGGAACACCAACGACUUCGGGAAAAGUCGCUGAAACUCAGACGUCAACGAAGGAUACGAUUAUGAGAGCAACAGUCCCUCCACCGACAUCGCAACCAGUCUCUCCACUACAAGGUAUGGGUCAUUUAUGA